AUGAAUCCGAUUUUUGAUGAUUUCAGAGAAGCGUACGAGAAUGGGGAUGGAUAUCUUCUUUCACAAACGCUCUCUCCCAUCCCCCCUUCUUCACAACCUCAGAGGGUAUAUAACUUCUUCCGAAGUACAAAUUUUGCUGCGGCGCAGAAAGAUCUGAAACAGCAGAUUUUACCCUUCAAGCUUGACCCAGAUGAAAGCAAGGGUUGGAUUGAAAUUUAUCACGCAUAUUGGAAGGCUGUGGGCGAAGUCUUGAACGCAGAAAAUGCUCAGAAGGGAAAUACAAAGGCAGCGUGGAGCAAAGUAUAUGAUGCUUGGAAAGAGGUGUUAAACGCCCUAAUUCGGGGCUACACCAACUGUGGAUUUGAGGCCUGGACGGUGCCUUGUCUGUACGUGGUCGGCAAGUAUCUGAGGAUAUUUGCUAUCAAAGCAGAUGAGGGAAGUGGAAAUAGCAUCGGUGCAGUCACCAGUUUCCAAGACGACUUCAAUCCCGAGGCGGAGAAAAACGAAAAGCUUGAAGAUGCUGCAAGACAACUCAAUCGAAUAUUCCAGAUAUGCCUUGCUGAUAGGGCCGAAAUUGGAGAAUCAAGAAAGUGGGGCAUUUACAACAUCAUCAAUUUGUUAUUCAAGACCUAUUUCAAACUCAACUCAAUCAGCUUGUCGAAAAACAUCCUCAAGGCAAUCCAGGCUUAUCGAGGCGAUAUGCCAACUCUUGACAAAUUCCCUGUGGGCCACCAGGUGACUUUCAAAUAUUAUAUCGGAGUCAUUUAUUUCCUGGAUGAGAAUUACGCGGAGUCCGAGAAGAACCUGACAGAAGCCUGGCAAUUAUGCCAUAAGGACGCAAUCCGCAAUAAAGAACUCAUCUUGACCUACCUUAUUCCAUGCCACCUCCUCACCACCCACACCCUCCCCACGCUCGCUCUACUGUCGCCCUAUCCACGACUACAGAAGCUUUUCCUCCCCCUAUCACGGUGCAUCAAGAAAGGCGACCUCGCAGGCUUCGAUGCCGCGCUCGUAGCUGGCGAAGACGAGUUUGUCAAACGACGCAUCUACCUAACGCUCGAGCGAGGCCGCGACAUUGCCUUGCGCAAUCUCCUCCGCAAAGUCUUCAUCGCAGGCGGUUUCGAAGAGACCAAGGACGCCGCUACACCUCCUGUACGGAGGACGAGAAUUCCCGUUGCUGAAUUUGGCGCUGCUAUUAGUAUUGGUAGCAAGGAGACGAUGGAUAAUGAUGAGGUGGAGUGUUUAUUAGCGAAUAUGAUUUACAAGAAUUUGAUGAAGGGUUACAUUGCGCGGGAGCGUGGUAUCGUGGUACUGAGCAAAGGCGGAGCAUUUCCUGGAACUGGAGUCUGA
Messenger RNA from Lachnellula hyalina, 1350 nucleotides. It is a transcript of the gene csn-8, whose product is annotated as CSN12-like protein. Gene Ontology annotation, biological process: transcription elongation by RNA polymerase II; poly(A)+ mRNA export from nucleus; post-transcriptional tethering of RNA polymerase II gene DNA at nuclear periphery. Bases 1 to 1350 code for a protein of 449 amino acids. Gene Ontology annotation, molecular function: RNA binding; double-stranded DNA binding. The transcript has 6 exons. Gene Ontology annotation, cellular component: transcription export complex 2. The record is from RefSeq and is a predicted model, not a curated record. NCBI's taxonomy places the organism in Eukaryota, Fungi, Ascomycota, Leotiomycetes, Helotiales, Lachnaceae.